AUGCAUUCUCUUUCCCUUCUCCUUGCCUUUCUUGGACUCGUAUGUGCGAUCUCGGCGGAACUUCCCGAUCCCUCGCCCGAACCCAUCGACAUCGCUCCGCCACUGGACACCGGCGGCCAUGCUGGGUUCCCCGUCGAAGAUGCUCAAGGGCUUCGUUGGCCCCGGCGUCCGGAUCGAAAGGUCUUGAUUCACUGGUGCUUCAAAGACGCAGUCGCCGAGAACAGAAUCGGUAAAACAAUCGAGAAUGCUUGGGCGACUUGGACACGCGGUAUCGGAUCUGCGGGAGCAGCGAACGGCCACAACCUCCAUUUCGAACGCUGGAAAUCACCCAAAGAGCUUUCCUACCCGUACUGCUACAUGUUGCCGAACGUAUGGGACCCACAGAUACCGGAGGCAGCUGUGCAAGUGUACUGGAUGGAAAAUAGUCUCACGGUUGGCGCUGCGUCCGCUUCGACUGGCUACAUAGCUAAUGGCCCUCCCGGUCGACAUAACCUUAUGAUAUCUGGACAAGCGACAGACCGGGAAAAGGACUUCGCUGCAACACAUGAGAUGGGUCACGUUUUUGGCCUCCGCCACGAGCACGAGCGCUCCGACCGAGAUCAGUUCAAAUGA
Messenger RNA from Alternaria arbusti, 612 nucleotides. RefSeq lists its product as uncharacterized. Gene Ontology annotation, molecular function: metalloendopeptidase activity. The record is from RefSeq and is a predicted model, not a curated record. NCBI's taxonomy places the organism in Eukaryota, Fungi, Ascomycota, Dothideomycetes, Pleosporales, Pleosporaceae. The transcript is spliced from 2 exons. Gene Ontology annotation, biological process: proteolysis. The coding region runs from base 1 to 612 and encodes 203 amino acids.